Molecule: messenger RNA, 943 nt
Organism: Aspergillus japonicus CBS 114.51
Lineage: Eukaryota; Fungi; Ascomycota; Eurotiomycetes; Eurotiales; Aspergillaceae
Exons: 2
Coding region: 92-712 (206 amino acids)
Source: RefSeq, a predicted model, not a curated record
CGGCGACCCACCGUUUUAUUUGGGGGCCGCCGGUACAUGAUACGCAGGUUCCGCGGAAAGGGUAGUUUCAGCUGCGGUGUACCUCCACCACAUGUACUGUAGUGUCUGUUUACCCGCCCGCCCGCCCGCCAUGCGAUGCUCUACUAUUCUAUAUGGUUUUCUGGUUCUCUUCUCUUACUGCCCCCAUCUUUACGAGCUUUUUAUUCUGGUGGUUGCUGUCAUUGUUGUUGAGGUUAUACAGAACGCCCAUAGUCCUCCGCAGUUAUGUUAUUAUCCAGUGCACGUCCACAGUAUCUUUGCGAUCACUCACAAAAGACAAACCCAAGCUCAAUCACCACCAUCCCAACCAUGUCUUACUUUUUUUUCUUCUUCUACAUUUCCCUUCAUACAUACACCUCUCCCUCUCCCCUCUUCCCCAAUACCACAAGCCUCCCACUUUCUUUUUCCUGCACCUUAUUUAUUUAUAUCUAAGACAAAAAACCACAUCAAGCAUCGUCACCUGCCUCAAGCUCAAGCCCCAGCAUACACCUGCAUCCAUACAUAUCAAACACAACCAACCAGAACCCCAAACCAGCAAAAGAGAAUGACGACAACAACAACAACAACAACAACAACAACAACAACAACAACAACAACAACAACAACAACAACAACAACAACAACAACAACAAAAAACAUACGCAAGCAACCCACAUCUUUCCUGCGUGCCUGAGUCACAAACCCCGGGUCACAAGAUCACAGAUGACUCAACCAGUGCAUAAGCGACCAUCCCCCAAAAACCACCACGGAGUAGUUCACAGGCUUUGUAGGUAGCCGUGCACUUGCUCACUAACUCACUCACCUCCCGACUCCUGACUGAGUCAAGGUUAGUGCAACACAACGCGGCUAGCUAGCGUGGAUGGAUACCUGGGUUAUUAUGUUUGUGUUUGUGGUAGGCUUGUAA